This is a messenger RNA of Aedes aegypti (yellow fever mosquito), 2704 nucleotides long. RefSeq names its product aromatic-L-amino-acid decarboxylase (gene Tdc1). The coding region runs from base 462 to 2216 and encodes 584 amino acids. NCBI's taxonomy places the organism in Eukaryota, Metazoa, Arthropoda, Insecta, Diptera, Culicidae. The record is from RefSeq and is a predicted model, not a curated record. The transcript has 6 exons. Gene Ontology annotation, biological process: amino acid metabolic process. Gene Ontology annotation, molecular function: pyridoxal phosphate binding; carboxy-lyase activity.
CCGGUAGUCAUUCGAGUACGCGCUACGCUACGAACAACAACGUUCAAAAUAUCAUCUGAGAUUUGAAAUUUUUGGUUUAAAGGUUUUUUUAGAAGCAAACCGACCAAGACCAAAGGACAUUAAAGUACAAUAAGAAUCGAUUGGAUAGUUCCGAGUCCGAGGUAGUUAAAUCUGUGCUUGAUUUGGGUGAAAGUGCGCGGGAAAUUGUUUGAAGAAAAUCAACGGACCGCGGCUGUUGUUUUGUUGGGAAGAAAUUAGUGAUUCGUGAUUUAUUGGCACCAAGGCGCAACCGAGCUAAACAUAGUCCCUCUGGGCAGCAGUAUUUACGUUAACUCGAGAACAAUAAGCAGCUGCCCACGGUCGGUACCCUACUCUGUGAGUUAGGAAUUCCGAACAACUAUUCAAAUCAAAGUCAAAGUGUGGCCAAAAAGUGUGUUCCCCAAGGAGGAGAAUAGGUGAAAAUGAAUACCGAAGAGUUUCGCGUGCACGGUAAGCGGAUGAUCGACUACAUCUGCGAUUAUGGGAGAACCAUCGAGUGCCGGGACGUGGCCCCCACGGUUGAUCCCGGGUUUCUGCGACAUCUGUUACCAGACGAGGCCCCGCAAAAGGGCGAAGACUUCAAGCGGAUGCUCGAGGACGUCGAGAAGAAGAUCAUGCCCAAUAUGGUGCACUGGAACCACCCGCGCUUUUUCGCGUACUUCCCGUCCGGCAAUUCGUACCCCUCGAUCCUCGGGGACAUGCUGAGCAGUGCGAUCGGGUCAAUUGGUUUCUCAUGGGCUUCGUCACCGGCUGCCACCGAGUUGGAAGCGAUCGUGAUGGAUUGGUACGCUAAGGCGCUAGACCUGCCGGCGUUCUUUCGCAGCGAUGCCGUUGGGAGCGUGGGCGGAGGAGUACUACAAGGAUCAGCUUCCGAAUGCGCUCUAGUUUGCAUGAUGGCAGCUCGGGCUCGGGCUAUCAAGGAGCUCAAGGGCAACAAUGCGGAUGUGCAUGACAGUGUCUACCUGCCACAGUUGGUGGCAUAUGCUUCUAAGGAAGCGCAUUCGUCGAUCGAGAAGGCUGCCAAGAUGGCGAUCGUGAAGUUGAGGGUACUCGAGACUGACCACCGCGGAGUAUUCCGAGGAAAUACACUGCAGGAAGCGAUGCAACGUGACUUGGAAUGUGGGCUGACUCCGUUUUUCGUGGUGGCAACGGUCGGAACAACGUCCGCUUGCGUGUUUGAUAAUCUUGUUGAGAUCGGCGAAGUGUGCAAAGAAGUCCCCACCAUUUGGUUCCAUGUUGAUGGAGCGUACGCAGGAAACUCCUUCAUCCUGCCGGAGAUGCGACACUUCAAGAAGGGUUUGGAGUACGCCGAUUCGUUCAACACCAAUCCCAACAAACUGCUGCUGACGAACUUUGACUGUUCGGCCAUGUGGGUCAAAGAGGUCAAACUGCUCACAUCUGCGCUAGCCGUCGAUCCGCUCUAUCUGCAGCACGAUCACAGUAGUGCCGUCGAUUAUCGCCAUUACGGUAUCCCGCUAAGUCGUCGUUUUCGGGCGUUGAAACUAUGGUUCGUUUUCCGCUCGUACGGAAUCGUAGGUCUGCAGAAGUACAUCCGGAAUCACAUCGCCCUGGCGAAGCGCUUCGAGUCUCUAGUGCUGUUGGACGAACGCUUCGAAGUGCGUAACGAUGUUAACCUUGGACUGGUUUGCUUCCGGCUCAUACACCAUGACCGGAUCAAUCGAGAUCUGCUGGCCCGUAUAAACCACUCUGGAAAGUUCCACAUGACCCCGGCGAUGGUCCGUGGCAAAUACAUCAUCCGGUUUUGUGUCACCUACGAGCACGCCACUGCCGAGCAUAUAGAUUACGCCUGGGAUGAAAUUCGCAACUUUGCCGAGGAAACCCUGGCGGCCGAGUGUUCUGCGCCAACGAUCCAGCAGAUAUCCGUCACGCCGGCCAUCAGCAAGAAACCGCCCAAGAAGCUCACCCGCAGCAUGUCCACACGAUUCUCGUUCACCCGCAGCGUAUCCCGCGAAAUCUACGAGCGACAGAACAGCCGAUCCCAGCUCACGGAUGGCGCCACCCCAAUCGUCAUCAUCGACACGGACGAGAUUCUGGAGAGUCUUCAGAGGGCCACGGCUGCGGCGGCGUCGGCGAAUUCGGCACAUUCGGACCGCGAGCGGAUACAGAAGCAGGCGGAGCUGUACGAAACCGACAGCACGGAUGAGGCUAGCAAUUGACUAGGAUCGGUGGUGGACGGCUCCCGGAAGCCACCCGUGAUCAUCAAAUCGAAGCCCGUUCAAAGCGAUGAGGAUGAGACCGAUAGUGAGGAAGACGAGGGCGACGUUGACGAAGAGGGGAGUAGUACCGAUGUCGAAGGUUCUUCGACGACAGCAACGGCGAUCUUCCGCGGCAGCCUCCGGAGGCAGUCCAAAUCCAAGAGCUGCUCUAGUAUUAGACAAAUGUGAUGAGGAUGGAUGCUAUUUAUAUAUAUACAGGCUACAUGUGCCACAAAAAAGUAUUAUUAUUCGAUAGGAAGCACUGCUAAGUUAUUUUAGGUUAAAUACAUAAGCGUUAGAAGCGCAAACUUUAAGUAUUAUGACGAGUAUACAACGAUAACCAUGACCUUUAGAAAACAGGCUUAAUUAUAGUAAAUAAUUCAAAUGUAUCUCAAAAGUGCGAAAUGCUGAAAUUUUAUGAAUAAAUGUACAUAAAUGUUAUUAUUGUA